UUAUCGCCCAUCUUUGACAUGCGUCAAAUAGAUAACGAGAAAUCGAGAAACAUCAAAAUUGGUGCAUUGAUUGCACAUGUAAAAUUUUCUGUUUACAAUUAAAACCACAUCUUAAUACAAUUCAAUAGAUAUUGUGUGCAAAUACAUUAGUACACAAUGGGUGACAUCAUUGAUAAUGAAGAAGUAGAUAGAGACAUCGUAGAACCUGAAGUUCUACAAAAACACUUCAGCAAAAAAUACAAGUUAUUGACGGAAACAGCGGUGUCGCUGAACAAAUCAUAUAUAAAUAAAUUACACUGCACAAAGUCAUUGCAAAUGGCAGUAAGCCUGUCAGACAACACAUUUGAAGUGUACCAACUGCGCAACACGUCGCUGCAGCGCGUGUGUCGCCUCAGUGGACACAAGAACACCCUCACAGAGGUGGUGUGUAGCCCCAAGGAUGAGCAUCUUGUGUACUCUGCAGGACAUGAUGGUAUGCUCAAACUGUGGGACAUAAGGAGUGGUGGCUCCUGUGCUAUGGAGUAUAAAGAUGAGGAGGACACACUGAUUCGUCCGUAUGAAUGCAUGGAUGUAUCAUGCAAUGGCCUGGUGCUGUGCGCCGGCAGCCAGGUGAUACAGGAUGAUGCAUACCUAGUGUUCUGGGACCAGAGGCUGCCCAAACCUCUGGGAGGAUACUGGAACUCGCACACUGAAGACAUUACACAGGUAAAAUUUCACAAAGAGAAGACGGAAAUCCUAACAACAGGAUCCCUGGAUGGGUUGAUGAAUGUAUUCGACAUUAUGGAGCAGACGGAGGAUGAUGCGCUGACGUACUCGCUCAACGUGGAGAACUCGGUGGAGAAGAUUACCUGGCUAGACAGCACCCAGGUUGCCUGCAUCACACAGUCCAAUGAGCUGCAGGUGUGGGACACAGAGGAGGGCGACCUGCUGUCGGGAUGCACCAAAGAGAAAGUCGCUAGGAGCAUCCGGCGGAGUAAAGCGGAUGACUGCUACCUGGUGGAUGCAUUCAACUCAAUAGACGACACCAUAGUGCUGCUGGCUGGCUCGCACGGAGGCAACGGUGACGUACUGAGGUCGGUCACUCUGGACGACAGGAGACUCCUGCCCACGACGAACUUCACUGAGAACAAACAAAUCGCGCGCUGCUGCUGGUACGACAAGGAUCGGGACUUGUUGGUGACGACAGGCGAGUCGGGACUGAUCAGCGUGUGGAGCGCAUGCGCCGACGAGGAGGACGGCGCCGCGUCCAAGCCGCUGUCCACCUCGCCUCAACAAGCUGCACGUCAACAGGCACAAACCGUACUGAACGUACGAUACCUCGCUGUUCGUUUACUACGCAUGUCGAACCCCCAUCCCAAGUGUCUUAACAGGGCCGUGUUUAGCAAUUGUGGACCUCUAGCCGCAUAAAUUAGGUUUUAUUUUACAAAUCAAUCUCUAGGCAUCUUAUUUUUAUUUAUUAGGAUAAUCUUUUAUAGGGUCUCUUAUAGGGUAACAAUAAUGGUUUUAUUUAACAGUGAAUCUGUGCACUUAGCUGUGUUCUGUUUCUUUUAGUUGACUGUGGGGGAGGUUUUAAAUCAUAACUAAUAAGUAUUGAUUUGUUAUUAUUAAGUUACUAGUUAUUUAAUGGUUGAUUUUAAAUUGUAUAUUAAGUAUUUUUAAUUAUACAAUCCUAUCGAUGUAUUAUACCUCCAAAUAGGUGCUGAAUUAAAAAAAAAAUCUUAUUCUGCUUUCACUGAACAAGGACUCGGCUUUUAAAGUAAAAAGGACUAAUGUAUUUUGUAAUUUCAAAUUGACCUUUGCUUACGUUCCACUAAAUGCAAUAAAAAAAGUCACGCAGCAUCUAUUGUCAGUAAUCGAUGGGUCCCAUGGUCUACGGCCAGCGAGUCCACACGUGAGUACGGCCCUGUGUCCCGUAGUGUUCGCGCAUUUAAAUGUAUUGGUAGAUACUUUUAUUGUAGUGGUUUUUCGCCACAAAAUCUGCUCUCGUCUAAUGAAUAUCAAAGAUCUUACUCACUGGGCGACAUUUGACGCGCAACAUGUUUCGCAACUCUGCAUAAUACUUUGUACUGUUGCAGUUCUGGAAUAUCUAUACCACGUCAUGUUACUAGUCAUUUACUUAGCAAUGUUGCGCGUUGUGACGUUGUUGCAAUGUUAGCGCCACAUGUUGCGCAACUAUAGUCGCCUGACGUAUACGAGGUUCAACGUAUCUUGUAAACAUGAGUUUUUUUUAAGAUAAAUAAAUCCUCAAACCAUCUUUUAAUCCUAAAAAACAAUGAAAAUAUUUUUCAAGUGUUGGCACGUUUUACCUUUUUUAAGGACUAUGGUGUAUAAUUAUAGAAUAAUAGGAAGAUCCUUCGCAAACGUAUUUUAUACGAGUACUUGGCGCGGUUCUUACAGAGCUCAAGUAUACAAGUACACCUCGAGGGGUGACGCUCUUAUACAUAAAAACAAGCGCUCAAAACGCGUCACUAAUCAUUAUCUAAGACUCGUAUAAGACACACGUGCAUAGGCUGUAAGGCGCCGUUUACACGGUGGUGUGAAUGGUUAUAGAAAGAAAACUGUUAGGCGAAAACAAGCAUAGUAAAGGCUAAAAAGUCUUGAUACAAAAGACUUUCAUAUACAGCAAUGCAUUUAUUUACCAGUGGCGAAGGGUGACAUAAUCCAAAAAGGGAAACCGGCACAACAUAUACUACUAAUAUGAAUAAAUGCAAAUUGUUCCAAUGAUAAUUAUAUUUUACAUAAUUUACGAAAGGAAAGCCGGCAGGAAUCUGGUUACCCACCCUUCGUCACUGAUAGUUACUCCGGUAACCAUUCGGAUAUACUCAUGUAUGUAUGUGUUUACAGCAGUUUUUGAGUCUUUUAACAUCUUCGUCUGAUUGAGAUGUAAAUGUAUUGACAGUAAUGAGAUUUCUCAGCUAUACGUCCCUCUUUAUAUUAUAAUUUAGGGAACCUCUCUAUGGUCCGUAUUCGGAUGUCAAAACGCCUAUAACUUCGGCGUAGCUUUAGACAGCGCAAUUUACUUUGCAUCGGUUCCUCAUGUCUACGCUAGGUAAGUGUGUAACGAGCUAUGAAAUUUGUCGUAUUCAAUGUCGUAGUUUUAGAUUUAUGUGUUAAAAUAGUCCGAUUGCUGAUCUCCACUCGCUGGUUAGAGUGGGGUCUGUUUAAAUAUCCGCGUAUUCCCGCUACGGUUGCCGCUAAUUAUAUUUCUACCUUACCUUGUAAUUCCUUCAUUCAGUUUGAGCGGCAGUCGCUUACUGUCUAGCUAGUUGGUUCACCAAAUUCCUUUACAUCAAAAUACUUUUUACAAAUACUCCAUUCGGUCUAUUUAAUGUUUUAUUACUUCAUAUUAGGGAAUGUUGCGUAUAUUUGAACUGACCCUAAUAAUACUUUCAAAGUACUUUAAGUAUUCAGGCGCGGAGACAGGAGAGGGAACGGAGGAUUUUUGAUCACUAUUGGGACUACAUAAGUUUACAUACCCAACUACUACACAGCCAGAGGGGGGUGAAAAAAAAUACUUUUUUUAACCCCCUUGGAUCCGCGCCUGCAAAUAUCAAAUUUUACAUUAACUAUGACGUGUUAUAAUAUUAUAUAACGAUAUGAUGUCGUACCCAAAUGUAAUAUUUUAUCUUCAAAUAAAUCAAACAUCAAUGUCAAUAA
This is a messenger RNA of Manduca sexta (tobacco hornworm), 3657 nucleotides long. Its product is annotated as WD repeat-containing protein 89. Gene Ontology annotation, molecular function: protein binding. Lineage: Eukaryota; Metazoa; Arthropoda; Insecta; Lepidoptera; Sphingidae. The record is from RefSeq and is a predicted model, not a curated record.